Didymodactylos carnosus is the source of this 945-nucleotide messenger RNA. Lineage: Eukaryota; Metazoa; Rotifera; Eurotatoria; Philodinida; Philodinidae. The record is from the annotation of a GenBank genome assembly.
AUGAACAGUUUGUUGGAUAAACCAUCAUUGAAACCGUUGGUUUUUGCCAAAGGAAAAAUUGAUCCUCAUCCAAUUAUUCGACCACCUAUUAGAAAUAAUCAUGAUCUAAGCACUGGAACAUUACGUAUAUCAGAAACAAAACAAUAUGAUUUUACUUCAAAUGAUUUGGUGGAUAGAGGAGUUAUUGGUGAAGGAAAUUUUGGUAUCGUUUGCAACAUGCUGCAUGAAAAAUCGAAUACACCCAUGGCUGUAAAACGUAUUCGUUCAACUGUUGAUGAGCAAUGUCAGAAACAAAUGCUUCUUGAACUCGAUAUUGUCAUGAAAGAAAAUUCCUGUCCUUAUAUUGUACAAUUUUAUGGUGCUUUGUUCAAAGAGACCCUUCAAGCAUUACAUUAUAUUAAAGAGAGAUGGCAAAUUAUACAUCGCGACGUAAAACCAUCAAAUAUUCUUGUGUCUCGAACAAGUAUUAAAUUAUGUGACUUUGGUAUUAGUGGUCAACUAAUUGAUUCAAUAGCAAAAACAAGAGACGCGGGAUGUAAACCUUAUUUACCGCCAGAACGAAUAGAUCCAAAGCGAUCUACACGAGGAUACGAUGUUCGCUCCGAUGUUUGGUCGCUGGGUAUUAGUAUUUAUGAAUUGGCUACUGGAUAUUUUCCAUUUCGUGAAUGGACAAGUCCCUUUGAUCAGUUACAACAGGUUGUAGAAGGACCACCAUUAAAAUUAACCUCUGAACGUUUAUCGAAAGAAUGUUGCGAUUUUGUAACUACAUGUUUGAACAAAGAUGAAACUCAACGUCCAAAAUACAAACAAUUACUGGAGAGUAAAUUUAUACAACAUCAAAAAGAAUUGAAUUAUGAUCCGGCACCAUAUCUUUCAAAAAUUAUCGAUGGUCUCAUUACGAAUAAUGAUUCAUUCGAACUGUAUUAUUAUAUGCCACAUCGAUGA